GAGGAGAUACGUGUAGUCCUGGCUUUAGCUGGCUUAGCACUAGCAGCAUAUAGCUAGGCGGAGGCGCAACAAGCUCCUUGAACGCCCAAAUAAGUACUCCUGUCUCGGUUUCCCCCUUCUCUUUUUGGAAUUAGCUACGUUUGUUUAUUGGUUUGACCUCCACUUGGAGUGACACGAGUACCUAAAGUAUCCCUCUCAAAAAUUCUGGUGAUGGCAUGGUCAUGUGUUCAGCCGGCACUGUGGGUGUGGAAAUGGUUUUAACAGACGCUGUGUUGGAGGACUCGGGAACACUGCACUGGCCUGGAGGAGCCUCAUAAACAACCGCGUACAUCCGCAAACCACUUUGUUACACGAAAACAUUAACAAAACACCGCCGUGACAAAGGACACAGAAACGCGGGCAAACAACACAAGCUUCACCUGAAGGGCACGUUUGUAACUUCUGGGUGUGUGUAACCCAAAUAUUGUUGGUGUUCCAGCUGCUCUCCUUGUGUGAGAGUGUACGUUUGAUUUCUUCUUGUCUGUCCCAUCUUAACCGCCACCAUGCCAAGCACCAUCCGCCGGCAGAUGAAGAACAUGGUCAACAACUACUCCGAAGCGGAGAAGAAAGUCAGAGAGGCCACGUCCAACGACCCCUGGGGGCCGUCGUCUUCACUCAUGUCGGACAUCGCCGACCUCACUUACAACGUGGUGGCCUUCAGCGAGAUCAUGAACAUGAUCUGGAAACGACUCAACGACCACGGCAAGAACUGGCGCCACGUCUACAAGGCGCUCACCUUGCUCGACUACCUGAUCAAGACGGGCUCAGAGAGAGUAGCGCUGCAGUGCAAAGAAAACAUCUUCGCCAUCCAGACUCUGAAGGACUUCCAGUACAUUGACAGAGAUGGCAAGGACCAGGGCAUCAACGUCAGGGAGAAGAGCAAGCAGCUAGUGGUCCUACUCAAAGACGAAGACCGCCUCAAAGGAGAGAGGUCUCAGGCUUUGAAGACCAAAGAGCGUAUGGCCCAGGUGUCCACAGGGAGCAGUCAUAUGGGAUUUGGCCGAGGCUCAUCUCAACCCAACCUCUCCACUUCCUACAGUGAAGAGUAUGGCAGGUCAGAGGGAUCACCUGCUUCCUACCACGGCUCUACGUCUCCUAACGCCGGUUCAGAACUGGAACAGGCCAGACCUCAGACCAGCGGAGAGGAAGAGCUGCAGCUGCAACUUGCCUUGGCCAUGAGCAGAGAGGCUGCAGAGCAGGAGGAGCGCAUACGCCGAGGAGAUGACCUAAGACUACAAAUGGCCUUAGAGGAGAGUAAGAAAGAAGGCCCAGGCUCUGCAAAAGUUGCCAAGAAGAAAAAAGAGCCACAAUCCACUUUGAUGGAUCUAAUGGAUGUCCCCGAGCCUGGUGCCAGUGCUGACCCCUGGGGCGCAGGAGCUGGGGCCGGAGCUGCCGCUGCAUCAGCUGACCCAUGGCAGCCUUAUGGAUCUGCCCCUAAGCCAGCAACCUCAGUGGACCCAUGGGGCACUUCUACUGUCCCACCCAUCAAGAGCAGCGAUCCCUGGGCGCCCAACUCCAUUCCUGCUUCUGACCCAUGGGGUUCUGCAGCAGCCCGCCCCAAACCCUCCAACACAGGUAGCUUUGACCUGUUGAGCGCAUCCAAUGGUACAUCCAAAGAAGACUUCUCAGAGUUUGAUAGCCUGCGCUCUUCCUCCUCUGUCCCCACUGGUGAUAUGGGCAUUGCAUCUUCUGUCCCCUCCCAACUCAGCCUGGCCAGCAGUAGCAGCCUGGACAUAUUUGAUCCCCUUCCCACCUCAGCAUCUACUUCCAUCAUCACAAACCCAACUAGAAAGACUCCUGAGUCCUUCCUGGGUCCCAAUGCUGCCCUGGUCAAUUUAGACUCUCUGGUGACCAAACCGGCUCAGCCUGCACCAGUUGUCAACCCAUUCUUGGCUUCAACAGGUGGCUCUGCUCCAACCCCGGCCAACCCCUUCCAAGUGAGCCAGCCAGCUCCCCCCACCCUCAACCAGAUGCGCGUCAGCCCGAUGCCCUCUGGCUUUGGCAGCAUGGCAGAGCCCAUAGGCCUUUCCUCCAUGCCUCCUCAGCCCGUCCCCAUGGUCCCUCUGGCAGGUAUGGCCCCCAUGGGCCACUCGAUGCCUGGAGUGGGUGCUGUGGGAGGCAUGGGGAUGAACGCAGGGAUUCCAUCCUCCAUGUCCAUGCCCCAGCCCCUGAUGAGCAUGCCCCCCCAGGCUGGGACUCAAAACACCGGUACCACCAACCCGUUCCUUUUGUGAGAGGAUGACAGGGAGAGGGACAUCAUGGAGUAACCCUUCCUUUUACUCUUCAACUUUAGCCCCUCAAGAAGCUUCAAAACGAACAAGGAGAUGUCUUAUCUCAAUUAUCCAUUUAUAACCAACUCCAAGACAGAGUCCCAGCAGGGCCCUCUCCUACCUUACCACACUCCCUAACUCCUUUCUUCUCUUUUUUUUUCUCUCCUUCAAGCUGCCUAGUCCUGUGUUCCAUGCUGAUCUAAUGAUAAUGUUGAUGACCACAAAGAGUUUGCAUCAGUCCACAGACUUUUAAGAGUAGCGUCAGUGUUUACAGUUUUUCCACUGAGGCAGGACUUGGCCACAGUCUCUCCUCCCUGUCCUUUUCUCAAUCAUUUCUCCCUUACUUCUUCCCUUUAGGACCGCUCCUCUCCUCUUCUGUGGUGGAGUGACAGGAGAGUCUGACUGUUCUAAUGCCAGGAUCUUAUCUCUUCACUAGAGCUAAUCUUUUAUAAGCCCUGUCAGCUGGUGUGUGUGUGAGAGAGUGCACAUCUCAGUACUUUUACACUGUGUAUUUUCCAGCGAGUCAACUUCCACUCACUGGAGUAAAGAUGAGAAAUGGUUAGAUGUGUUUAUACUCUGUGUGUGUGAGUGUGUGUGUGUGUGUGUGUGUUACAAAGCAGGAAUUUUGCACAAUUGUUUGCUUUUUUUCUUCUUCUUUGUUUCUUUUUUUUUCUGCGACUGUUGGGCUCACCGUUACACCUUAGCUUAGGGAGGACGUCCAGCCGCUUAAAACAGCCGAGUCGACACACACACACACACACACACACACACACACACACACACACACACACACAAACACAAAAACACAGUGCCUCGGCUCAUGGUCACAACUCUCAUCUGGUCACUUCCCCUAACCUCUGAACUUUUUUCAGACCUUCCAGAUGACCUUUGACCUCAGUGGUUCACAGGAAUAACAAUGAAAGCUUCUCAGAGGAGAUGUUUUGUUUGUUUGUUUGUUUUUUAAAUAUCUGUGUUUUUGCUCACAUGCAAGUGUACUGAUACUAACCACUACAUGUUGAGCCCCCCCAAAAAGUUUGUAGUGAAAAAGACAUGAACUGUGGCGGCAUCAGUAUUUUUUUUUUUUUUUUUGCUAUAUAAAUAGGAUGCAGUGAGGCAUCAUGGGACAGUUUUUUUGUUUUUUUUUUAAGUUUGUUUCAAGGCUCAAAGGGAUAGGUGUGGAAGGAGGGUUGUGUGUGUGUGUGUGUGUGUCUGUGUAUAUGUGCACGUUUGCAGGAGAAAUGCAUUUAGUUUCCAAGUGUACUUUCAUGAACAAGUUUUCCCAUUUCUCAGUCUGAUAAGUGGAAACUGAUUUGGAAUUAGUUUCUGAAGUGGAACUCAAACAAGGGGCAACUUAGGCAUCAACAACCUUAAGUGUGUGUGUGUGUGUGCGCGCGUGUGCGUGCCCGCAUGUUUGCAGCAGACAUCAGUGAUUGUUGCUUUAACAAAAAAAUAUAUAUUUUAAAGCAUAUGACAUACACUUGGCAUUGUGGGAAGAGUUUACCUCUGACUGGAUUUGCUGGCGUUAAUCUAUCUACAGGAUUACAUUACCUAGUGGGAACACACGCACUCACUCACACACACAUUUUCAAAGGGGGUUGUUCCAAGAUCGGUCUAUUGAUAGCACAGGGAAUCCCACAGCAAACAACAGCGAGUCAUGUUACGUAAACGUGCGGUUGUUUUCUUGUGUUGGUUACUUUAUUUUGUUUUGUUUUUUGUUUGUGUUAGGUGUAAAUCCAUAGCCAAGCUUAUCAGAGUUUUGGAGCUGUGUACCUAGCUAAGCCAUGUGUCAUCUUUAUUUUUUUUCCUGUUACUCUAGUUUGUGUCACCCUAUGGGUAGGCUAUGUAAUUCUCUUCUCUUAGAAGCACAACUGUUACCAAAGUCAUAGCGACUGUGAUUUCGGAGGAUGCCAUACUCUGAUUACUUUGAACAGUAGAGUCACCGCUUACUGACAUUUUUUUUCCCCUUCUCUUUCUGUUUAUUGAUGCUCUUGAGAUCAGAGACUCCAUUGUUAAAAUGUUUUAUAUUUCAGAGCUGUUUUACAUUUUGUUCAGAGUUUUGUGUAAGAAAGUGUUACUGUUGGCUGAACAUCAGCACAUUUACUGACAGCGAGCUGAGUGUCUUGUCUUUCGUCAUUUUGGUUGUGAAAGGUGGGUUGAUGACAUUCAGCUAUGGAUGAAUUGCACCUGGUGUACAGACCCUUUUUUGUGUAAGUCAGAAUAGUUUCUUCAGUUCUUUCUCAAUAACUGCCAAUGUGACUGUGGAAAGCUUGUUUUUCCUUCCUUGUUAAUUUUUCUUUUGAUAUGGAUUGGCGCCCCCUCGUGGUCUGCUCUGGUAUGAUAGCUACUCUGCAGGACCGUGGAGACAUCCACUUAAAGCAGACCUUCAUUUCUCUCAGGCAAAAACAAAAGGAGGGGCAGCUCCAACCGUACGUGUGCGUAUGCUUUUCACGAGGGUGGCGGUGGUGAUUGCUUUUUACGUUUGGGGAUCCUGAAUGAAUGAAUGGAUGCAACCCCUGCAGACCAGCAAGCAUUUUUACAUUUUUUUAAUCUCAACUAAAUAUAUGCAAAAAUAAAAGAAGGAAAAAGUGAACGAGAUAAAAACAGACUUAACGCUUGAUGUGUUUUGCAGGAUAAAAUUUGCUAACUAAGUCUUGUUCAUGGAAACACUACUAUGAUAUUCUAGCUCAAGAUGUGUCACCUUCUCACCGGCCUUGUCUUUCACUGCGGGCCUGACCUUAAACUUCACUCUCAGCAAUUGCAGGAAAGUUUAUAGAGGCGUCGAAAAGAGAACAAAGGCUUCGAGCCGUCGCGCUCAAACAGUCUGAGAACGCUGCAGCCGGAAAACGUUUUUUUCUUGAAUCCCUGGCAGCGUUGUUCACAGUCGUGACUAUGGUGCAGUGAAAAUGUGGCCUGUGUGUAGCGAGCUCCUCUGUGUUACAUUAUGUAUUCACUAUGCUUUUAUCAAGAGGACUAACUGACCUUACAGGCUGUCUGUCUUUGUAUGCAUAAACAGCCUCCUUUAUUCUUUUCUUUUUGUGUCUAUUUACCUUUCUCAUAGUACUGGGAGCAGGCUGCUUUUUCUUUCUUUCUUUUUUUUUUUUUUUAUUGGAUACGUGCUCAACCCGUUGGCAUUAUAACUGUAUAAUAUAAUUUAUCAUUUGUACUAUUGUAACAUACUGUUCUUCUGUAUACCUUAUUAUUCUGUGUAAUGGGUUUUUGUAGGAAAAGUCAUUGUGGUAUUUUAACGGCAUCUAAACAAAUGAACGCAGCAGGCUUCGCACCCCUGUCGGAUGAGGACAACUGUAGCUGCAACUGGUUCAAAAUAAACUGUGUAUCACUUCA
Messenger RNA from Pelmatolapia mariae (spotted tilapia), 5651 nucleotides. It is a transcript of the gene epn2, whose product is annotated as epsin 2. The coding region runs from base 543 to 2273 and encodes 576 amino acids. The record is from RefSeq and is a predicted model, not a curated record. Gene Ontology annotation, molecular function: phospholipid binding; clathrin binding. Gene Ontology annotation, biological process: endocytosis. Gene Ontology annotation, cellular component: plasma membrane; clathrin vesicle coat; endosome. The transcript is spliced from 10 exons. NCBI's taxonomy places the organism in Eukaryota, Metazoa, Chordata, Actinopteri, Cichliformes, Cichlidae.